This is a messenger RNA of Branchiostoma floridae (Florida lancelet), 1836 nucleotides long. RefSeq names its product galactosylceramide sulfotransferase-like. Gene Ontology annotation, molecular function: galactosylceramide sulfotransferase activity. NCBI's taxonomy places the organism in Eukaryota, Metazoa, Chordata, Leptocardii, Amphioxiformes, Branchiostomatidae. The record is from RefSeq and is a predicted model, not a curated record. The transcript has 7 exons. Gene Ontology annotation, cellular component: membrane. The coding region runs from base 160 to 1596 and encodes 478 amino acids. Gene Ontology annotation, biological process: glycolipid biosynthetic process.
UGUGGUCAGACGGCCUGCAAAUUGUGUUUGUCUAGAGUGUUCAGAUCUCUUUCGUGUUAGUUCAUGUGGUCCUAACCCGAACUAAGGCCAACAGACACACUCUUACAGCAUCUGACAACUAUAGAGGUUUGACAACAUCAGAUUCUAGUUGGACCGACCAUGCAGUGCAUCCGAUUGUCUCCCGCGCUCUUCUUCUUCAUUGUGCUCGUGACAUCUGUCUACUACUACUACAUCCAGAAACAGUUGGGUGAUCACCAAGCAACUCAAGCCAUUCCGAGAGUCAUAGAUACCAACCUAACUCAGAGGGACAUACAGGCGAGACCGUGGAAUACGACUAGGAUUGGUCAGGUUCCGGUGAGUGUCCCACCUAAAGCCAAGCAGCAGGAACUCAUGGAGAUAGGGAAUCCUCUGUUUAGCUCUGAUGUAUCAGAACCGUCGACGUCGAAAAGCAAAAGAACGAAUGACACAUGUGAGCCACAUUACAACGUGGCCUUUCUGAAGGUUCACAAGAGCGGGUCCACUACGGUUUCCUACGUGCUCUUCAGGCUCGGUCUCUAUCGCGACUUGAUUGUUGCUCUGCCGUCUAAAACAGAAUGUGACAUCAUAGGGCACUUUGGAAUCAUACGAGAUGACGACUUCGAACGUCUCCCUAGCGGAAAACGCUGGAACAUCUUCGCCCACCACGCCAUAUACAACAGAACACGCUUUCACCAGCUGAUGGCUCCAAAUACAAGGUAUGUUACCAUUUUGAGACAGCCUUUAGAGCGCCUUCAGUCUGCUUUCCACUACUUCAAGCUUCAAACCAGAUUUCCUGGGAUGGAGAAUGAAACGGCCAAUGGAACAGCUCACGUCACAACCUACCUAAAGAACCCUAGUUUCUGGGACCCGCGUUUCAAGCCACCCGACAGCGAGAUAGACAGAGAGAACUUCUGCUUUAGGAACUGUAUGGCGCGUGAUUUGGGACUUUUACGGAGGGACUAUGACAACUCCACCGCCGUUAGAGAGUUCGUACACGGUAUCGAAAACGAUUUUACCACGGUGAUGAUCAUGGAAUACCUUCCGGCUUCCUUAGUCCUACUAAAACGACGCAUGUGUUGGACUCUCUACGACAUCAUUUACAACACGCAUCAAAGCAAGAAGUCAAAGUAUACUCUCCAAGCAGACAUCACAAAAACGAUGGAAGAAAACUUCAACAAGCACAACUAUGCGGAUGUCGUGCUCUACGAUCAUUUCAAAAAGCUACUUUACAAACAGAUAAAACAAGAAGGCGCUGACUUUUUAGAAGAGGUGAAGUAUUUUGAACGCGUCAACGACCAAGUUUCUCGUUUCUGUGCCAUGAAUAAGAUUUCUAAAUGGACACUACGGAGGAAAAUGCCAAUCGAAGAGAGCAAAUGGAACGACGCUUUCGUUGUUGACAGAUCAUUUUGUUUACAACUUUACUUCCUGAGGCCGCACUGGGAUUAUGUAUCGUGGUUGAAAUAUUAUCUACGGCCUAGCACAGGACAAAAAAGAAACAGAAUGUUGAAGUAUUGUGGAUCACCCAUAAAACGGUCAAGAGCAGAUGUUCAAAUAGUAAAAGAGUAUAUACGCGGGUGAGAAAGUCGCAUAUAUACUUUGGGCAUUGCAGUUCAAUGGGCUUCCAAUGUGACCACUAGGACUGGUAACCGCACCAUCGGGAACUCGCAGCUAUCUCUGCGGUGCUGCGAGUGUAGCCAGCCCGCCCAGUUCAUUAUCGCAGGCCGGGGGAUUUUUUACUAGGUUUCAUCGCUAGAGUAAUACUAGAGUUCCACGACCUAUAUUAUUUAUCUAUUUAUUUGUUCAGCUGUAUACAUACAG